AUGGCCAUGGGCGCAAACGUCGGGGCCCUGCUUUGCUGUCUAGCUGCACUCCAGAACAGCCAGAACAGCGUCCAGACUGGGUGCACAUUUCCACUCCGUGACGGGGCCCCCCUCUCACUCAUUGCCCGGAAGAAUGGCAGAAUGCAACGCACGGCGAUGGCCGGGGCCCACGGGACGAUCAGUCAGGCACGCAGCAGUAAGGGCCCGGAACGGCCAAACACACAUAGUCAGCAAGCCAUCCAGCCGCGGCCCUGGCGCACACACCAGCUGCUCACCGGGUGUCUGGUCGACGGCGAGCUCUCGAGUUUCAGGGACACCGUGACAUUUCUGAAGCGGUGCGCCAGCCGUGUUUCAGAGCAGCAGGGUCACCGAGCUGUGGUAGGGUCGCGCAAGGGCCAGAGCCCAGAGGCCGCAAAAAAGCCUGACUUGGAUUUUGCUGCUGCUGCUGCUGCUGCUGCUGCCAUCCGUUGCCAGUCGUGGGGGCUGUGA
Verticillium dahliae VdLs.17 is the source of this 489-nucleotide messenger RNA. RefSeq lists its product as uncharacterized. Lineage: Eukaryota; Fungi; Ascomycota; Sordariomycetes; Glomerellales; Plectosphaerellaceae. The record is from RefSeq and is a predicted model, not a curated record. The transcript is spliced from 3 exons. Bases 1 to 489 code for a protein of 162 amino acids.